AAGGCCAUCUAUCUUUCCCUGAAAAAAGAAAAGAAAAAGGAAACUAAGAUCAAGCUGUCCUGAUAUUUGAACAGCCGCCCGGUCAACUUUUGAGUAAAAUAACACCCAUAGUCAAACCCCCGAGCUCUGACUUUUCAAAUGUCAACCCACACAUCCAACCCUCUCCCUAUAUAUACAUCCCCAAACCAGGAAUCCCCAAAUCUUGUAGAAGUACCAUUCAGUCGGAGCAUCCCUCCUCUCCCGCAAUUUCCCACCUUAAAGCUUGUUCUAGACGCUUCUAGAAUCUAGGCCGCGGCAUGGGCAACGGCCUCUCCCCUUGCUCGUGCGCCCCGGCCGUGCACGGCGAGGGAGCCGAGGCGAGGCUGGUGUUCUGGGGCGGGCAGACGAGGCUCGCCGCAGCUUCUGGAGGGCGGUUCACCACGGCCAGCGACGUCACGGUGGAGGCUCCCGACCAUCUCGUCUGCUCCGGCGACUCCUUCUUCAUCGGCCUCCCGAUCCCAGCGCUAUCGCCGGGCGAGGAGCUGCAGGCGGGGCGGACUUACUUCGUGCUCCCCGCGGCCCGGUUCUCCAGCUGCCAGGCGCUCACCGCAGCCUCGCUCGCGUCGCUGUCGCCGGCCCCGACCAAGGUGUCAGUCGCCGGCGAGUCGUCUCCGUUCGAAUACGUCACCGGCGCCGACGGCAUGGCGCUCAUCAGGGUCCUCCCGGAGUUCAUCGAAAAGGUGAUCACGUCGGACGGUGGCGGCGAGAAGAAGUGCGGCGCGGCGGCGCCGGAACAGCUAUGCAGCACGCCGGAGCUGAGGAAACACUACAUGCAGCUGGUGGGGGCGAGGCAGCAGCGGCCGUGGUCGCCGGGGCUCGAGACGAUCUCAGAGGCCAGGAAGAGAAGGAUGCCGACAUGCCGUCGUCGGUGAGGCUUCUCGGGCUGGCAAAAGAAUCCAAGAUACAUGGGCAGCCGCGCGUGCAUUAUUCCCAAAAGUGGGUGGUCUACUUUUUGACUGGACUCUCCAUUGAGAGAGAGAUGGGGUUUAGUGUUUCAGUCUCGCUUAAUUGUUCAUACUUUUUUUUUUUUUUUUAAAGAUGAGAGGCAAGCGUGCAGGAUAGUUCAAAAGGAGAUGGGUAGAGAAAUCUGAUUUAGUUCUAGUUCAUUCACUUUUGUAUUAGACCAUAAAAGUUGGAUGCAAAUGAAUGAAUGGGCAGACAUUCGAUACUUGCUGCAGU
Hordeum vulgare subsp. vulgare (domesticated barley) is the source of this 1218-nucleotide messenger RNA. RefSeq lists its product as uncharacterized. NCBI's taxonomy places the organism in Eukaryota, Viridiplantae, Streptophyta, Magnoliopsida, Poales, Poaceae. The transcript has a single exon. The record is from RefSeq and is a predicted model, not a curated record. The coding region runs from base 297 to 911 and encodes 204 amino acids.